UUUUCAGUGUCGUUCAUUUAUAUGUAUCUACGUGGCGGAAAGGGCGCCGUCUAGAGUUAGAUAAAUGCACUUAGAUGGUGCCGUCUGCAGUUAAAAAUGCACUUUGAUGCUCUUGGCAAGUUGAUAGUAUCUCACCCAAAAACAGCAGGAUACAUCCCCAAAAACCACACUCUGUGUGCGUAAAAGAUGUACCAUAAAACACAGGCGGUUAUGCUCGUGUUAUCUGCGUCAAUUAAAGUACCAAAUUUCAUGUACGGCAGUACCAGGUAGUGCACAUACCGAAUGACUCGACCUACACCCACCCCACAUAAUGAGUAAGGUACCCCUCAUGAUCGGCGACAUCCCGUUGCAAGUGUUCCAUCCUGGAAUAUACACCCCGUUGCAAGUGUUCCAUCCUGGAAUAUACACCUCAUCCUGUUGUUAAUUAAUGUACUAAAAUGGGCUACCCAUCACCUUUGAAAAUUGCCAGUAGAAAAUUGGCAGACAACAUCGUUACUGCAUCAUGUCCAUUUUCCAUCCUUAACAAGCUCAACGCUGGUGGAAGAAUGUCCCUCAUCAGCCAUCAGGGGCAAGUUAUAGUGUAUUCUGCUAUUCCUUAUGGACCUGAAGUUGAAAAGAGUUUGGAGUUGUUAACAGGAACUACUGGUAACUUCAACAUCACUCAUUUGAUCAUUCCAAACAAGGAACACACUUUGGCAGCUAAGUCGUUCAAGGACGUGUACCCUGACUUGAAGGUGAUUGCCCUGGAAGCUGUUGAGGUCCCUGGCUUGACUAUCGAUUAUAAAUUAACCCACAACUUGGGAAACAAGACUCUUGAUCUGAAGAUCUUGGAGGAAGAGCUUGGCAUCACAGACAAAGUCUUCUUGGACCUGUUUGAGUUCGUUUACUUAUGUCGCCACGGAAACAGGGAGUUGGUAAUGUAUGACAAGAAGUCGAAGACAAUUUUCUUAGCUGAUGUGGUCUUCAAUACUGGAAUCAACGAGCCUUUGGAACAAUACUCCCCUGCCACCGGAUUCCCCGAAGGUUACAAUCCUCAUACUUGGGCAUCUCUUCUCAUGAAAUACAUGCAGCCAUACAGUAUGAUUGGAAAUUACUUGGUUAACAGAAUCGUCACUCCUAAUUCUAGACCAGGUUUGGAAGCCAUUCAAAAGUGGGAUUACUCCAGGAUCGUGAUGUGCCAUGGUAAUGUGAUCGAAAAAGACGCCAAAAAGUCCUUUGCCAACAUCUUCAAACUUUAGUAUUAAUGCUAUGCAGUCAAACCCAUACUAUCUUAAGUUGUAGCCACUGGAUGUUCUGUUCAUUGCAAGCCACUGUCGAUGA
Molecule: messenger RNA, 1320 nt
Organism: Suhomyces tanzawaensis NRRL Y-17324
Lineage: Eukaryota; Fungi; Ascomycota; Pichiomycetes; Serinales; Debaryomycetaceae
Exons: 1
Coding region: 438-1238 (266 amino acids)
Source: RefSeq, a predicted model, not a curated record